This is a messenger RNA of Drosophila willistoni, 751 nucleotides long. RefSeq names its product probable 39S ribosomal protein L49, mitochondrial (gene mRpL49). The coding region runs from base 92 to 646 and encodes 184 amino acids. Gene Ontology annotation, cellular component: ribosome; mitochondrial large ribosomal subunit. The record is from RefSeq and is a predicted model, not a curated record. Gene Ontology annotation, biological process: translation; translational initiation. NCBI's taxonomy places the organism in Eukaryota, Metazoa, Arthropoda, Insecta, Diptera, Drosophilidae. The transcript has 2 exons. Gene Ontology annotation, molecular function: structural constituent of ribosome; translation initiation factor activity.
UAGCUGGUAGCAUUGGUGGCAUAUGUAACCAAACUGAACCCGUCGGAGCCGCUUUUCACAAGGAUUAUCGAAAUAAAUAUAUUUCCAGAUUAUGUCAGCUACCACAAUCCUAAGGCACAGCCGUGGCCUCUGCCAAUUCGCUAAGUUAGCUCAGGCGACACCAUCCGUGCGCUCAUUCCAUGGGCAACCUGCUCUUUGGUCCAGUUUUCGUUCGUCGCAGCCGGUUCAACCUAUUGAACAGUAUCCCGAAAUUGAAGUAGUGCAAAAUCCGCCUGAAUGGAAAUAUGUCGAACGUUUGUUGCCACCUAAAACUGUGCCCAAACCGCUGGCCAAAAAUGAAUAUCCGUCCGGAUGGCAGCCACAGAAGGCUGAUGGCACGGAAUUGGGAUAUUUUGUGGCCCGCACCAAGAAUCACAUGGUACCCGUCUAUCUCAAUACCACGUUUCGUGGUCAGCGUCGAUUAACUGUAGUGCGUCGGAUCCAAGGCGACAUCUGGGCACUGGAACGGGAUUUACGUUCGGUUGUGGAACAGGCGCGUAAUGGCAAACUCUGCGCAACGCGUGUCAAUGAGCUUAGUGGACAAAUAUAUAUCCAUGGUGACUAUGUGGAUGUUUUACGAGAACAUCUCAAGGCCAAGGGAUUUUAGAAAUAUUCAAUUUGAGUUACGUAGCGUCGUUUUUUUCUGUUUUUAUUAAACAUAUCUCUUAAGCGAUUAUUAUAAAUUACAUCCUUGAGGGAAUUGGCCUUAAAA